Messenger RNA from Myotis brandtii (Brandt's bat), 1856 nucleotides. RefSeq names its product interleukin-32. The record is from RefSeq and is a predicted model, not a curated record. The transcript has 6 exons. Gene Ontology annotation, biological process: immune response. Lineage: Eukaryota; Metazoa; Chordata; Mammalia; Chiroptera; Vespertilionidae. The coding region runs from base 1061 to 1621 and encodes 186 amino acids.
UACAUGCACCCAGCUCUGUUCCAUUCUCCCGGGCCAUGGGGAGACCCCUGGAAGCAGGGUGUCAUGAGAAUGUGACCUGUAUGGUCAUCGUGAUGGCCCUGAGCCUGGUUGAUUAAAUGCUAUCCUGGCACCAAACUGAAAUUCUGAAUAAUUCUUGACAAAGGCCCCACAGUUUCAUUUUGUGCUCAGCCUUUCACUUCAUGUAGCAGGUUCUGAUUGUGGGGCCAAAACUCAUGUCCGGGAGAGAAAUUAUGGGGGCAACUCUGUGUGUAUGAGAAGAGGGGUGUGUGUGUGUGUGUGUGUGUGUGUGUGUGUGUGUGUGAGACUGAGAAACAAUGAGUCUUAUGGGACAAAGUGUUACUUUAACAAUUAGACCUGACAUAUUUGUGGGAAGAGCUGGAGAAUGGAGGGUCUAUAGGUGAGAAGAAACACCAAUCCCAGUAGAUCCUUUAUAUCUUAAUACCCUGAAGGUGGGAGGUGGGAGGUGGGCAGUGCUUUCCUGGAAACUUAAAAAUCCUCUCAGGUGCCUGGGCCAGCAGCCCAGUACUGGCAUUGGCCUCAGUGUCUAUUCCUCCUUUUUGUGGUGCCUUCCAACCUCCCCACACCCUACCAUCGCCCCCAGCCCCACCCGCAUUCUAACCAUGAGGUUGAGCUGAUGCUCCAGGAUGCUUUGGGAUGGUGACCAAGGGAUCGUGGAAUCAUCGUUGAGGAAUAAAGUGAUCCAGGGCUCAGUGACCAGAUUGGGGCCAUAAGGUGGAGACUCUUGAGGAAGUCUAUGGGGUACUCCCUGCCUCGUUGGUUGAGCCAAGGGGUUAGGGGUGAAAGGGGCCUGGGGUGCUGUGGGCCUGCAAGGUCAGCAGUCAGGAAGAGCAGCUGGAUGUAGGCACCGCUGUGUCUGUCCCCUCCUCAGAGAGGGAUGGCCACUGCCAAUUCCUCCCUCAGCCAACUCUCACCAGUACCAUAGAGGGUUGGGUAUCUGGGAACCAGAUUGCCCUGCACACUCCAGAACAAUGUUCAUACUUGUACGCUUGUGUGUCAUGGUAAGUGUGAGUGUGUGAGCAUGUGUACCACAGGUCUGGGAGUUGGUAAGUCAUAUAAGAUCAAUGUCACUGUUACCUCCACAGACAUCCAUAAGAAACUGAGGAGUGAAAUGCUCAAGGCUGUAAACACAUUCUGUGAUAAAGUCAAACCCGAAGAAGAGGACCAGGUCCACAUAUGCCUAGAAGAGCUGGAGAACAACUUCAAUGAGGCUGCGCUGGAUACCGUAUUUGCUCACUGUGAGAACAACCAGGAAUCUACUCCCUUACUUCCGGAGCAGCAGCAGGAACUGCGUAACAGGGUCCGUAGCAGAGUCCGCCCUGGACAGAAACCAGGCCCGGAGUGGGACCCUGAGCCAGAAGGAUCGCACAACCAAAGUCCAGGGGCCCAGAAGCCUUGGGAGAGCUUUUGUGAAUGGAUAAUGAGGUUGUUCCAAAAGAUGCUAAGUCGACUGCAGAAGAUGUGGCAGGACGUGGUGGCCUGGGUGCAGGAGAAGUGGGCCUCCUUUGUCAGCGUGGUGAAGUCCAUCUGGAUCGACAUUAAGGAUUUCUGCUCCCGUGUGGCACAGUACUUCUCAAGUUAAUUCCUGGUCUAAAGAGUCCCAUGAGGUACUGGAGGAGCUCAGUCACACCUCCCAGCCCUUUGAUUCCCCCCCACUCCUUCUCAGAAAGAAUCUUCUGAAGUAACAUUUGCUUUCCUGCUCACCCUUGACCCAUCCUCGACAACCUCCCUCACUUCCACCCUGUUCACAGCCUCUCCAUCUAGCUUGCCUGGGUUUCGUUCUCUUGCUACAGCAUUUUAUUAAACGUUGGUUGGCC